CAAAUGGAUUCGCGUGGCCUUUUAUGGUUAAUUUUGGCUCAAGCACUUUCCGAUCCAUUGACCUUGAUUGAGUUCUCGUUGGAAAGUAAUGUCAGGUUCACACAGCGGUGGACGCAGAUGGAGGACCCGCUAUGACGAGGUGUGUGCUUGCUGCAGAUGGGAGAGAUACCGGAACGGCGUCGACCGCUUCGCACUUAGGUUCGAAGACCCGAUGCUAGAGGCGGGCUUUGUGAAAGGCAACAAAGCGCGGCUGUCCCACCACGUAGUGUUGAUGAUGGCCCUCUUCACAGUUGUAGGCCUCGCUGCUAUCACUACCCACAAAUAUUGGGACGAGGACCAGUACGCCACGAAUGAGGCUUGGGAGCUCAGCAGAUUGCAGAUGCUCAUGCACUUCGCCGUAGUUGUUUCUUUUAACGUGUGCUUCGGCUCUGGGGCACUGCUUGCCAAGUACAACAUUAUUGGCACCCUGGGCUUGGAGAUCGCUGUCGUGAUUGCAUGCAGUAUCGUCGUGAUGGCGCUGCCCUUGAUCACGAAGCACUACCUCGCGCGAGCGUUCGGCUACGACGACACGAAGGCCAUAUGGGGCCUGGACCUGAGUCCCACCGACGGCAACCUCGUGCUGUACAUAGACUGUGUAGUCACCGCUGUGCACCUCUGCGUGCCGGUACGCUGGGCGAUCCUCGCUCCGUUCGAGGUGAUCGCAUUCCUGGCGUUCACCGGGCCUGUGCUGACGCUCGGCAGCCCCGCUGUGCGGACGGCCCACUUCAACAUGGUGGGGCUCCUGGCGCUCACGGUGUUCGCGGCCGUCGGGAAGCGAGCCUUCGAGAGGCAGGAGCGCGCGAUGUUCGCGGGGUUCCUUGCGGAGAAGCAGAGGCGCUUCCAGGCGGAGUUCCUGCUUUCCAGGCUGGGCCGCCGCGAGUCUGCGGCGGGCCGUGAGGACGUCGGCUCCGAACGCUCUCUCGCCAUGUCGCGCCCGGAGACGACCAGGAGCGCCUUUGCCUUCGACGGCGACGGCCUGGGGGGCGAGUCGAUGAACCAGAUGCGCGCCAUAGGCCUGCGGGAGCAGUGGCUCAUCGCCAACGGCGAAGUGGAGCUCGUGGGCGGCAGGGUUCUCGGCAAGGGCGGUUUCGGCAUCGUUGUGCCGGGCUUGUACCACAACACCCUGGUGGCGGUGAAGGCGGUGAAAGAGGGCAUCCCACAGAAAGGCCUGCCCGCGCUCUGCAACGAGCUGAAGAUCCUUCGCCGCCUCCGCCAUCCCAACAUCGUGUUCUUCUACGGGGCGUGCAUGGACGUUACCCUGAGCAAGCUAUGUCUGGUGCUGGAGUUCGUGGAUGGUGUGUCCCUCGGCGUGUUCGUCCGCGGCCUGUGCAGAGGCCCCGAUCAGUCCGAGGACUCGCGCCGUCGUGCUCUGGGUGCCAUGGCUCUGGACAGAAGCGCCUCCGCGCGGUCGUCGAUCGUCUGCGACAUCCUGAACGUGCUGCGCUACCUGCACUCGAGGGAGCCCGCCGUCGUCCACGGCGAUCUGAAGGACUCCAACGUCUUCGUGAAGGAGCGGCUCAGCAGGAGUGGGCGAACGUCGUUCCACGCCAAGCUCCUCGACUUCGGUCUCUCCCGGAUCAUCACCCGAAGCGCCAAGCCUCUGGGUGGCACGCUGCGGUGGAUGGCGCCAGAGCUGGUAUUGCGGCGGGCCAUUCCACCAGACGGUGCCGCCGAUUGCUACUCGUUCGGACUGCUUACGUACUUCAUCGUGAGGGGGAGCUUGCCUUUUGAGGGGAUGAACGCCGAGCUGAUGCUGAAGCGGCUGGGGCACGGCCAGUCGCCGAGCCUGUCCUGGCCCGAGCACGCCGACGAGCUCACACAGGUCUGCCGACCAGUGGUGGAGCAGUGCACCAAGGCGAUGCCAGCCCUGCGCCCCACUGCCCAGCAGGUCAGCAACGAAUUGACUUCUAUGCUGAACAAGGUUGCGAAAAGGGUGAUGGACACGGCGGUGGAGACUCUCACACCUGGAAAGGCCAGCAGCGGGCGCACGACGCCGCCUGGUACGAAUACCACCGACGAAUGCGAUUCGGACGACCCAGCGUGCAAGGAUCUCACGUGGUUAGGCGGCGUAGUGGAGGUGAGGCAGGCCAGCAGCUCCAGCAUCCGCUCAUUCGUGCCUGGCAUGGGCUCGAGGUUCUUUCCCCCAGUAUCCGAACACAGCUUGCUGCAGCCAGGAAGGGCCACAAACGGCGCCACGGCGGAGCUGCCCAGCAGUCCCGGGAACGAGCGAGGGCAGCUGGCCCACCCGCAGUACCACCCGACGCCGCUGAGCACGCAGGUCCUGACACUGUCGUAUUUGCUCAUGCAGUGGAACGUUCCGGUGCCGAACGGCGCGUGCUGCUGGCUGCACGGCGCCCUGGCUACCUUUGACAGGUUGCGGAACGAGUUGGGCCGCAGACCGUGCUGCAUGCGGCAGAGAGACGUGUUCUGUGGCCAGUGUGGCUCGUGUGGGCUGCUGCUGCUGCAGGGCAUGUCCGUCUGCGAGUUCUGCGAGGGUCCAGAGUCCAGCACACUGAGCACGACGUUCAGUGUCUGAGCCGGCAUUUGUCCUCCCACGCUUUGGGUGCCGACCCGCGGCACCGACGGGCGAGGGCGCGAUCAUCAAGUUACGGUGAGGAAUCUUGGAAACGUAGUCGGUUUCCGUCCCUAGUUGAACAGGGUAUGGUUCGUGGAACACUAGUCCCGUAUCCUCUGGCCUCCCAGCGCGCUGCUACCUUCUGCGGGCCCCUUCGGGCCUCCGCCGAUGGCUCCAAAGGAUGGUUAGCCCUCCGACUUUUGAUGUUGCACCCAUGCUUCUUGAAGGUACGCAGGUUUUUCUCUCUCCACGGGCAGCAACCUCUGCCGCCCGCCCUCCAGCAGUGCAGCUUUGUGCCCUGGGCCAGCCGCCGGGGAACCUAUGGCACCCGCCGCCAAGGAUGAGGACGACGACGAGCCUGUCGACUGCAGCUAUGAUGCUGGCGCCGCCUCGCGAGCCGCCCAUGCACGGGCAGCCGUGGUUGGCGCCACUGUGGGCGGCGGCGCGGAGGGGCCGGCUCCUGAUGCGGCGCAGCGGGGUCAGGACGCCGA
Molecule: messenger RNA, 3105 nt
Organism: Prorocentrum cordatum
Lineage: Eukaryota; Dinophyceae; Prorocentrales; Prorocentraceae
Source: the annotation of a GenBank genome assembly